AAUAUGUCUUCAGGAGAGCUACCAUAAGAGAAGAAAACCUUAUUUUCUACUUUGGUUUAAAAGAAACAGGCAGAAACAGAUGCAUAGAAGAUUUAGAAUAGAAUUCUUUAAUUAAAAAUGGAACAUGAAAAAGUUUUAAAGCAUAUUUAAUAAGAUGAAUAAAGAGCUGAAGAAAUUUAUCGUCAUAGAGUUGAAAUCUAAAUAAAAGUAAUGUUCAUCUUUAUCAAUAUAUUUAGAAAGAAAAUAAAAUGAAAUAGAAACAAGCAUAACAACCUCCAUUCUCCUUAGCUGUUUCGCAUCACUAAAGAGAAUUAUUGAAAAAAAUAAAAGAGGAUGAAUUAUAAAAAAAGAAAUCUGAAGCCAAAAUUUUUAGAGAAUAAUUAAAGUAAGAUUUUAAGAGUGUUCAAUUACAAAAGAGUUUAGAAUAAGAAGGCUACCGUAUUAAAGCUAUAUAAGUGAAAGAAGAUGAAAGAUAAUCUACACAAUUAGCUGUUGCCAAAUUAAAAUAAAAAAGAGAAAGAGUAAGAUAUGAAAUUGAAAACGAAAAAGAUAGAAUUACUAAAGAAAAGGAGUUAUAUGAUUUAAAAAUAUAAGAAUUAGAGUAACUUGAAUAAUUAGCCAUGAUGGAUUUACAGAAUUCUUUAGCUAGAUAACAGAGGGUUUAAGAGAAGAUUUAAUAAGCAUAAAAACUAUCACCUAGAGAUUAUGAAAAAUAAUAUUAAAAUAUUGAGAAGGCGAGUGCCACAUAAUGA
Messenger RNA from Paramecium sonneborni, 752 nucleotides. The record is from the annotation of a GenBank genome assembly. Lineage: Eukaryota; Ciliophora; Oligohymenophorea; Peniculida; Parameciidae.